CCCGGCCCGGCCCGGCCCGCCGCGCCCUCGGCACAGGCGCCGCCGCGGGGUCCGGCGGAUGAUGGUGCGCGGCGCGCCGGGGGCUCCCAGCCGCCACAGCCGAGGCGCCCGGGCGCAGCGGGCCGCGGCGGGCAGCCGACCCCCGCACGGGGCGCGGGGCGAGCGGCCGCGGUGAGGCCGAGGGCGGCGCGGGCGCAGCGGCCAUGGGGGCCCUGACUAGCCGGCAGCACGCGGGCGUGGAGGAGGUGGACAUCCCGUCCAAUUCCGUGUACCGCUACCCGCCCAAGUCCGGAAGUUAUUUUGCCAACCACUUCAUCAUGGGAGGAGAGAAGUUUGACUCAACUCACCCUGAAGGUUACUUGUUUGGGGAGAACAGUGACCUGAACUUUCUGGGGAACAGACCAGUGGCGUUUCCUUAUGCUGCCCCACCUCCCCAAGAACCUGUGAAGACCCUGAGGAGCCUGAUCAACAUCCGGAAGGACACUCUGAGACUUGUCAAAUGUGCUGAGGAAGUGAAGGCCCCAGGAGAAGAGGCUGGCAAAGCUAAAGUUCACUACAACGUGGAGUUCACCUUUGACACGGACGCACGGGUGGCCAUCACCAUCUACUAUCAGGCCACUGAAGAGUUCCAGAAUGGGAUUGCCAGCUACAUCCCCAAAGACAGCAGCCUGCAGUCAGAGACAGUGCGCUACAAGCGGGGCGUGUGUCAGCAGUUCUGCCUGCCCUCCCACACCGUGGACCCGUCAGAAUGGGCCGAGGAGGAGCUCGGCUUCGAUCUGGACAGAGAGGUGUACCCCUUAGUAGUUCACGCGGUGGUGGAUGAAGGAGAUGAGUAUUUUGGCCAUUGCCAUGUACUGCUGGGCACUUUUGAAAAGCACACAGAUGGAACUUUCUGUGUCAAGCCCCUCAAACAGAAACAAGUGGUUGAUGGGGUCAGCUACCUCCUUCAAGAGAUCUAUGGAAUCGAAAACAAAUACAACACACAAGACUCUAAGGUGGCUGAGGACGAAGUGAGCGACAAUAGUGCUGAGUGUGUGGUGUGUCUCUCAGAUGUCCGGGACACCUUGAUCCUGCCUUGUCGUCACCUCUGCCUGUGCAACACCUGUGCGGACACCCUGCGCUACCAGGCCAACAACUGUCCCAUCUGUCGCCUGCCCUUCCGGGCACUGCUUCAGAUUCGAGCCAUGAGGAAGAAAUUGGGCCCUUUGUCCCCAACCAGCUUUAACCCCAUCAUCUCAUCCCAGACUUCUGACUCGGAAGAGCAUUCAUCCUCAGAGAACAUUCCACCCGGUUAUGAAGUAGUAUCUCUUCUGGAGGCCCUCAAUGGGCCCCUCACUCCUUCGACAGCGGUUCCCCCACUUCAUGUGCUUGGAGAUGGCCACCUCUCAGGGAUGCUGCCUUCUUACGGCAGUGAUGGCCACCUGGCCCCUGUCAGGACACUCUCACCUCUCGACCGCCUCUCUGACUGCAGCAACCCAGGACUUAAGCUCAAAAAAAGCCUCUCCAAGUCCAUUUCCCAGAAUUCCUCUGUGCUGCAUGAAGAGGAAGAUGAACGCUCCUGCAGUGAAUCUGAGACGCACCUCUCCCAGCAGCCGUCAGCCCAGCAUCUUGGAGAGGAGUGUGGUGUCACUCCAGAAAGUGAGAACCUUACAAUGUCAUCUUCAGGAGCCAUUGACCAGUCGUCUUGCACUGGGACGCCUCUCUCCUCCACCAUUUCCUCCCCAGAAGACCCUGCCAGCAGCAGUCUGGCCCAGUCGGUCAUGUCCAUGGUGUCCUCCCAAAGCCAGCACUCCCAGAUCAGCACUGACACCGUCUCCUCUAUGUCUGGCUCCUACAUUGCUCCGGGCACUGAAGAGGAGGGAGAAGCCCUCCCCUCUCCUCUGGCUGCCAGCAGGGCCCCCUCAGAAGAAGGAGAGCAGAUGAUGCCAGUGGUGUCUCCAGACCGCAACUUUGUUGGACCCGCUGAAGAGCAGGAUGCAGAGGGAAAUGACGUCAUAGAAGAGGAGGAUGGAUCACCCACACAGGAAGAUGGCCAGAGGACAUGCGCAUUUCUAGGUAUGGAGUGUGACAAUAACAAUGACUUUGACAUCGCAAGCGUGAAAGCACUGGACAAUAAGCUGUGCUCUGAGGUCUGCUUACCCGCCGCAGUUCCGGAGUCCUGCCCCAUAAACAUUGAGGAAUAGGAGCCUGGCAGGCCGAUGACAACGCUGUCAGUCGCAGGAACAUGCGGCGCAGGCGCCUGUCGUCUGGCAGCCUGGAGGACCCAGAGAGCAGACCCUACGUGUGGGGCCCUCUGGCUAUCUGAGAGCCCAGCCCAGGGCCUCCCUCCUGUCCCUGCAUUCCAUCCUGACCUCACUGGACCGCUGACCUCCAGGGCAUCCCAGCAAGACACUUGGACACUUUGCCCAGGGGAUAGCUGGCUCCUCCUCCCAGCUGCCUCUCCUGCAUCCAUGAUCCCUCCCAUCCAGAAGGAAAUGGAAAUUUCCGUCUCCUUCUGGACUGAAACCACUCCAUGAACUGUGGCUCGUGACACCCUUGACAGAGACUCCCUGGAAUGUUCCCAUCAGCUCCUGUUUAUCAGGGGGAGCUGAGAUUCACAUCUGGUAGUUUCUUAGACAUCGGUGUUCUUCUUAGGCGAGAGACCAAGAAGACUCAGUUUGAGGGCCUUCAAUACAAAUACCCACCCUUCUGGCACUUUUCCUACACAUCAUAACCAGUGAGAAGCCUUCAGUCUGGGGUGGGACAGGGUGGGGACUGACUCCCCUGAGAUGGGAAAGCCAUCCUGCACCGUGAGCUUCCUUCCUUUCUUCAAGACUUGAGAAGCAGUGACUGGUUGAAAACAACAGCUCUUGCAUUGGGUCACAGGACUGGCCUGUGCCCUGUGUGUCCGCUGAGGAAGGAGACCUCUUGUCUAAGAACCCAUAAGUAGGAGGGUUUCUCCUGACCAGGCACAUUCAGGAAGGCCUGGGACUCCAGCCUAAGGUGACAUCCAGAAACACAUCUGUGACCACCGAUGUGCUCGGCCCUGUGCCGGGAGCUGUCACAUAUAAUGACAUUCCAUCUUCACUGUCAGGUGGCUUCUGAUCCCACACACCCCCACCCCACCCCCAUCACUGUACCCUUCUGUUAGUGGUUGAAAAUGUAGGCUGAGAGAGGCAUGGGCCAGAGACUCCCAGACGGGUGCCCAAGAGUCCAAGGACAAUGGUGGGAAGUGCUGCACAGGACCUGCAGCUGUGGUUCUGGAUGUCCCCCAAGUCCCCCCACCCCUGUGCGCCUCAACACUGGCGCUCCCGGCAGAUUUCAUAUGCUACUCCUGAUGUCUUUGGAGAAGGUAGUUGUCUGGCAGAGCAUGAGAAUGGGAAGCAGAUUUAGACCCGCUAGGUCCAUGAGGCUGGAGUGUGGCAGUCUUAGACCUGGCUUCAUUACCCUAGAAGGGCUUCCAGAGCCAGUUCCAAGGCCAGCAGCCUCGAAGAGUCCAGUGCCCAGGGGUCCUGCACCAUCGGCAUGGUUUACUGGCAUUGCUGAGCAGGAGUGACCGUCACACUGCCUCACGACAUGGGAAGCUCUUGUCCUGACAGAUGUGACAUGAGCCAAGCCUGGAUCCAAGCCCCCACAUCCAUCCUCUUAGGAUCCUAAAGCAGACUAUAGUAUUCGUUCUUUUCUUCUACAUUCUUGUUUGUUUUUUCCCUAAUUUAUUCCUACCAGAGGUCUCCAAGCCUGAAUGAUCCCAUCAUUCCCAGCAGACUCAUUUUUUAAUUUUUUUAGAGAGUGAGAGACACUACAGCACUGCUCCGCCACGUGUGAGUUUCCCCAGCAGGUGCUCCCAUGUAGUGGCCAGGGGCUCCAACCGGCUCCUUGGACAUAGUGAAGUGUGCGUUCAACCCAGUAAGCUAGCUCCUGUCCCCUCCUCCACAAUUGCACACCCCCGUUAAGAUUUGAAUGAUGCCCCUCAACCUGAUUUCCUGGAAAUUUGAUCCCCAGAGACACCAGUCGGUGGGGACCCUGUUUUGCCUGGGCUGCAGCACAAAGCCGCUUCCUUUCACAGCAAGUGUGACUCACAGUGUGGUGUCACUGGACAUGAAAGCAGUGCAGGUAAACAGUCACCACAGGAGCAUAAAGGGAGGACAUUCUCUCCGUCCCUUCUGGAGGGUCUAUGACACUCCAUACUAGGGGUAGGGGCCUAUCCAAGGAUAUAGAAGACCCCACUUCCAUAAUAAAGACACACCUGACUUAGGGAUGGCCCUUCUCUCCUGCUUCCUUCAAACAGUGGAUGCCCCUUCCCUCCCUCUCUUCUCUUUGACUCUUUGAUAAGCAUAAUAACUAUCACACCCAAACAGGCUGGUCCUCAGCCUGAUACAUCAUCACAUCAGAGGUGGUGUUGACCAAGGGGAAAUCGGGAUGGGGUCCAGCCUCUCACUGGUUGGAAGCCACACCUGAUCUGUGUCCCAUGGCCUGUGGGUGGCAUGGCCGUCAGGCCUUCUCACAGCCUUCCUUCCUUCCCAGCGACAUCUAUGCCAGGACAUCUUACCACAGACCCACAUCCUUUCAUGGUCUCCCCGGGGGAAAUUAGUGCCCUGCCCACCCAAUCACUUCACUUUAAGGCCUGCACACCUGCUAUAAGCAUGUGUGUAAGCGUGAAUGUGCACUGUUGCGCUACCAUGUGCCCCACCAGCUCCCUGGCCCGGAGUACACUCAUGGGUGCGUGACAAUGGGGACAUCAAGGAUGCAAUAUUUAUGGAUUGCUGCAUGAUUCUACAAAAUGAAAUAAAACUGUUUACAAGGGAA
Messenger RNA from Erinaceus europaeus (western European hedgehog), 4785 nucleotides. RefSeq names its product ring finger protein 157 (gene RNF157). The coding region runs from base 204 to 2183 and encodes 659 amino acids. The record is from RefSeq and is a predicted model, not a curated record. Gene Ontology annotation, biological process: protein ubiquitination. Gene Ontology annotation, molecular function: ubiquitin protein ligase activity. Gene Ontology annotation, cellular component: cytoplasm. The transcript is spliced from 20 exons. Lineage: Eukaryota; Metazoa; Chordata; Mammalia; Eulipotyphla; Erinaceidae.